Cajanus cajan (pigeon pea) is the source of this 447-nucleotide messenger RNA. NCBI's taxonomy places the organism in Eukaryota, Viridiplantae, Streptophyta, Magnoliopsida, Fabales, Fabaceae. The record is from RefSeq and is a predicted model, not a curated record.
AUAUUAAUGCAAGGUUUUGCAAAUAGAGAAGCAGUGGCUACAACCCUAUCUUCUCGAAAGGCCACAUUCUAUAGCCGAUCACGAUCUGCAUUGUGGACCAAAGGAGAGACCUCUAAUAAUUUUAUCAAUGUUCAUGAUGUCUUUAUUGAUUGUGAUCGUGAUUCUAUAAUAUACCUUGGGAAACCUGACGGGCCUACCUGUCACACGGGGGCAGAAACAUGCUAUUAUACAUCAGUUUUUGACUUGUUAAAACAGCAAGAGGAUGAAGGAAAUAAAUUGGCAUUAACCUCUUUGUAUGGGUUAGAGUCAACAAUCUCCCAACGUAAAACAGAGUUAGCAGAAACAGAAAAUGAAAAGCCUUCGUGGACAAAGCGAUUAUUGCUUAAUGAUAAGUUGCUAUGCUCUAAAAUCAGGUCGAGUAUGUCUUGUUAUGUUAUUCUGUAGUUU